UCCUUCUCUCCUUCUCUCCACUACCACCUGUAUCCUGCGUGUCCCUCGCUCCUGCUCCGUGCUCUCGCUCCCUGUCGUGGCCUAUAUUACUCCUCCCUGCCCCACCUAAUCUCCAGCUCGACUCAGCCCUUCGACGACAAGACUUCGCUUCCGCCUUCUUGCGGCCCAAACUCCACCCAAUAUGGACGGCCAGUCCUCGUUCGACGCCUCACUCGCCGGUCCGAGCGACGCUGCUCUGCGGCGCUCCUCGGCAUCGCUGAUCAAGAGCAGCGACAGCACGGCGGGCAUUGCGCUGCUGCCGCGCUCCCUCUUCCUGCCGCGCGCUUCCUCGCUGCAACGACGAAACGCAAGCACGCACAUGCUGCUCUCGCUCGACCGCAUCGUGCCCGAGAUGCAGGCGCUCGAUGAGCGGGCAGAGGAGGGCCAGUUCGACGACGCAGAGGUGGAGCCGGCGUUCGAGACAGUGGCCAUGCCUGCCGCUCCUCACCCUUCUUCGUACGCACCGCCCAGCCUCACAUCGCGCUCAGCCACGCACGAGGCCGACGGCGACAGUCUGGCUGCAAACCUGCAUCACGCCUCCGUGGCGCUCGAGGAGCUGCGCAGCAGCGUGGUGGAGCGGCCUCGCCGGCGUUCCUUUGCCAUCGGAGCGAGCCGGGCGCCAAGCACCAUGCCGCUCCGUGCAUUGCGUCGCUUCAGCCAGCUGCCGCAAGAUGCCGGCGCCUCGCCGUCGGUAGACGAAGACCUCAGCUUUGCUCGCUGGAAAGCGGCCUUUCACGCACGUCGCCUUGCCGAACAGAUGGUUGCCGAGGCUCAGCCAGUCGCGUCGCCCAUCGUCGAGGACAACGUCUCGAGCUUCGCCUCGCCCGUCGAGCUCAUCGCGAUCCGCGACACGUCGCUGCAGGUCACCGACGACUCCGACGUGCUCAGUCCCAUCUUGCCGAGCGCUCGCAGCGUCGUGCUCGACAUGGACGCCGCUGCUUCGCCCGCCACGUCGCUGUCCGACGCAGCGUCAGGCAGGAUGAUGAUCAAGCGUGUGCUCGUCUCGCACCUGCGUCUGCCGCUAUCGAACAGCCCCAGAGUGCGCGGCCGCAGCGCCACGCCAUCCUCGCUCCCUUUCCUUGCCGAGAGCGCCUCGCAUGAUCCGACGCCGGAGUCUAGGACGCUCAGUGCAAGCCUCGCACAACGCGCCAUCGAUGCGCCGCUGUCCUCGGAAACCGAGGACAUGGCCGGUCUCGGACUCGGCAUCUUUGUCGAGGAGGCACAAGCGCCUCUACAGCCUGCCGAGGAGUGGUUCGAUGCGCGCGAGAUCAUCGACGACGACAACAGCAGCAGCGUCCAGCUGCAGGGGGGGCGCACCAAGCCCGUCGAGGCUCGGCCGCCGGCAUUCCAGCCGCACAGGGUCGACGCGCUGCACCAGUCCGGCCACAUGGCCAAAGUUGUCGUGCCGUCCAAGGGCGACGCCUCUCCCUCGCUGCACCGUCGCGCCCUUCUCGGUGCCAGCGGCAUCUCUUCGCCCGUGCUCGGCGCCAAGGCAACUGGCUUUGUGCUUGCGCCGCGACACUGGAACGUCACGGGCACUGCUGCCAACAACAACAAGCACGCUGCAGGCGCCAAGGACGACAAGAAGAAGGCCAGCUCCUCCAACCCGUGCCCUCCCACGCCCACCGCUGCGCGCUCGGGCGUCGACGCCAAUGCGCACGCCAACUCGACUUGGAGCUCGCCCCAGGCGACUGCCUCGCCUGCGUUUGCCAACAGCACGAACAGCACGCCUGCGCUGGCGCAGACACCGACAAUGGCCAGCCUGCCUGCCUCGCCGCUCAUCGUACAGGCUGCGGCGACGGGCGCGCCGGAGCAGGCUCAACAGCAAGACGCACCGCCGCCGACCGCGGCUCCUCAGCAAGCACAGGGCGCCGCGGGUCACCUCACCACGGCCACCAUGGUCGCUGCCAGCGCCGCUGGCGCAUUGCUUCUCGUGCUUGCGUGCAUCUGGGCGUUCCUGGCGCGUAAGCGGCGCAACAAGCGCCGGCGCCAUCUGUCAGGCGUCAUGCGCCGCUUCGACGCCAAGCACGGCGGCGGCGGCAUGAACGACUCGGGCUCCAGUCUCGACGUCGUCAAGCCGGCCGCAUACGACCGCGAGCCCAAGGGCGGCUGGUCGGAGAAGGCCAUGCUGGCGUCGAGCAGCUCGGGCAUCGACAGCGCCGCCUACUUCAGCGCCAACAAGCCGCCGACGAGCUGCUCGGAGGAGCUCACCGUCAUCACGCCCUGGAUGCUCGGCGAGGACGGCAAGCCCGUCGGCUCGCGCAUCUCGACGGACCUGGCGCGCUCCGGCCUUGUAUGCGCCAGCCCCAGCAAGGACGCCACGUUCAGCUGGCAGCACCCCACGCUCUCGCUGCCGCCGGCCGCCGCACGGGCGCUCGUCACGAGCCACUAUGUCAAGAAGCGCACCACGCUGCCGGCCAAGGCAGCCGCAGCUGCUGCGGCCAAUGGCAACGGACUCUCGACUGCAAGCUCUCCGAAUCUGAGCUCGGCCGGCAGCUCGCCGACCUUCCCCGCUCCCGUGGCGCAGGACACGCCGGCGCACACUGCACCGAGCUCGGUCGCGGGCGCCGACGACACGCUGGCGUACGCGUCGUCAGCCUACAUCGACCCUGGCCUCCCGUCUGCCGCCUCGGCUCCGGCAGUCGCUAGCCUGCGCAGUGGGCCAGUGGCGUACGCUGCGCCCGAGUCUGUCUCGGCCAGCUCGAACAGCACCGACAACCGCGCGCCGUGGCUGUCCAACUUCCUGCGCGGUCUGCGCCAGACGACGUCGACGCCGCCGCGCGACCGUGCCAGCAUGGUCAUCAGCCCGCCGCACAGUCUGCCGAGCGUCUCGUCGGCCUCGAUGGCCGGACAGGCCACACCGCCGGCGAGCUACACGAGCGGCAGCGACUCUGGCAUCGUGCACUUUGUCACUGAGCGCGCGAGCGGGCCCGUCACCUCCUCGGCGUCAGUCUUUGGCGGCUCAGAGGCGCGGCACAUCGUCUCGAGCUCGACUGGCAAGGGCCGUGCCCGCUCGUCGACACUGACGCAGCCUGGGCGCAUCUCGCUCGCUGCCCUGCCUGCGCCCGCCAAGUCGUCCAGCAUCGAGCUGCCGCGCGCGGCAAAGUCGUCUGCGCCGCUCGUCAUCGUCUCGCGCCCGUCCGAGAUUCUCUCCGGCGGCACGCGACGCCUCUCCAACUGGCGCACCUCGCUGUCGACGUGCCGCGAGGACAGCCGAGACAGCCUGGCGCAGGCCGCCGCUGCUCCAGCUGCCGAGCGCCCCGGCAACAUGCGCCAGGGCACCUUUGGGCCCUCGUGGGCCGCGCUGCAGCCGCGCAGCGACUUUGACUCGAGCGAGGACGAGAUGCGGCAGGGCUACGAGGCCGGCGAGGAGACGGACGGCGAGCUGCCCUCGACGCUCUUCUCCGUGCGCUACCUCACCCAGCGCCCGCCCAGCGUGCCGAGCUCCGCCGCGACGGCCACGACAUCGUCGGGCCCCAGCAUGCCUCCGACGCCCACGAAGCCCUCGCUGAGCUCGAGCAGCUCGCCGAACGGCGUGCACAAGCGUGCGCCUCGCCUGCCGCCCAUGCCGCUCAUCACGCUCACGCUCGACGACGGCCUCGUGCAGCGGCCCCUCUCGCUCACCUCCGACUCGUCUGACGACGAGCCGGCGCCGAUCACGCCGACGUCGGCCACGCGGCCGCCCUCCGCCGUGUCGCAGACGCGCCUGGCGCUGCAGUCUGUCGACACGAUGGACGAGCUCAGCGACCUGGCGUACAAGACGGCGCCGUCCGACGGCCGCCUCAGCCGCGCCUCGCUGCGUCACUCGCGCGAGCUGCUGCCCGACGACGACGGCUAUGGUAGCGAUUCGGCGGAAGGCUGCCUCGAGGCCGACGACUUCCCGACGCUCCCGGCGUGGACGCCGAUGACGACUGGCCGGCGGCCGUCGUACUAGACCCUUUCCUCUUGCGCUGCCUCGCGCACGCACACACACUCUCUUCGCUCCGCUCCGCCUCCUGUAGCCUCGCAGCCCGCGCCCCUCUGUAUUUCUGCUCUCGCUCCCUCUCUCUCACUGCGCGCGGCGCAUGUAUCGGAUGUG
Tilletiopsis washingtonensis is the source of this 4117-nucleotide messenger RNA. RefSeq lists its product as hypothetical. Bases 182 to 3973 code for a protein of 1263 amino acids. The record is from RefSeq and is a predicted model, not a curated record. The transcript has 2 exons. Lineage: Eukaryota; Fungi; Basidiomycota; Exobasidiomycetes; Entylomatales.